UUUGGAGACCCCCACUCUAGUGGUCGCGUCACUACGUUGCGUGAGUAAAACUUGACCACCUGUUGGAUCGUGCCAUCUUUUCGUUUCCCUUUUUUGGGCAACGUUUGUGACAUGGCGUUGUGAAAAUGUCAGUGGAGAAAGUUGUCAUGGACCAAGGUUUUGCCCCUUCCCUAGCUGGUCUGGGCCUGACCCGGCCGUACGAGAGGCAGGGCGGGCGAAGGACGGGCCUGGUGCUCCUGGCGGGAGGCUGUCUGGGCGGGGUGCUGGUGUGCGCCGUCCUCAUGCCGCUGGUGUACGUCACCAUGUCAGACCUGCAGCUGGAGGUGACCGAGCUCAGGAACCUCUUGAUUACCCGUCCUGCACAGACCGUCUCACCUGGUACAGAGGACCGAGUAAACGACACUGCUGCGGGCGGGGCGCACAGGGAGAGGAGAGCGGCCGACACGUCCAUCUGGGACGUGUACGUGCGGUGGGGGAGGGAGAACUGUAGUGAAAAUGCCAAGACUAUCUAUUCCGGUGUUGUGGGGAGUGGAUGGUACCACCACCACGGAGGAGGAAGUGACUACCAGUGCCUGCCCCUGGAAGGUGUGGAGUGGAACAACCCAGUGGCUGGUCAUCAGCACAACAGCUACAUGUACGGGGCAGAAUACGAGGUUAAUGGUGAUGGGUAUUUCUCCACAGACACCAUGGGGCCGUAUAUCUCUAACCCUCUGAACUAUGACGUCCCCUGCUCGGUGUGUCUGGUGGAAUUACGGUCCGCACACGUCAUGAUCCCCGCCCGCCUGUCCUGUCCCACGGGGUGGAGUAAGGAGUACAGCGGGUACCUGAUGUCAUCUAAUCACGCCCACUACAGCAACAAGAACUUCAUCUGUGUGGACGGAGCUCCCAACCUAAGGCAAGGAUCAUCUGCCAAUGUCAACGGAGCCCUGCUGUACCUGGUAGAGGCGCAGUGUGGCUCUCUUCCCUGCGGGCCCUACAUCAGUGGCUAUGAGCUGACCUGUGUGGUCUGCACCCUGUGAACAACCAGAUACUCAACUGGGCGACAACGUUCGCAUAUUUCCCUUCACUGUCCGGCCUUACAAGUGUGUGUCUGUUUAUUUGCCUGUGCAACAAGUGAUGGUAUCUCUUGUAUCAUAAAAGUCUUUGUGCUUUUUUUGUGUGUGAUACAGGCUAUUGUUUUUUUCUGUGUAGUCCAAGUGAUUGUGUAUUUUUGGUGAAAUACAAAUUGUUUGUGUUUUAUGCGUAAUACAAGUGAUGAUGUUUUUAUGUAAACAAGUAAUUGUGAUUUUUGCAUCAAACAACAGUGAGAGGAUAAACUACAUAGUUUCCACACACAUGUACCCGACUACAACUAGAAGGGUGUGUGUCUGUGUGACAAACUGACAAAACAAGAGUAGUUAGCAAAAACAAAACAUUUUCCUUUCAUCUUUACAGAUUCUUGGGAGAGGGGAAAUGAUUACAUGUAUUCUAAUUCUAGUUAUUUUUUGAUACUGUAGUAAAGCACUAGUACCACAUUGAAGGUAUGUCGUUACAAUUUUCCCUUUUAUUACCAAUGUUUCAUCAUGGAUGAGCUUUCAUCCUAGAGAAUAAAGUUGUGUAUGGAUACAAUGGACAAACUUUACUGACACUACUUGCAUUUUUCUCAUAAUUCAAAGACUUAAGACAUAAUGAAAAUCUAAAACUGAAAACCAACAAUCAGAAUUAGAGCUAAAAUCACACCCUUUACUAGCCUGAGUACCAUUCUAUGUAGUGACUGUUGAUAGCAAGUGAAAGGAUUGAGCCAGCAGUCACUACAGAGGAUACUACCCAGGUUAACCCUUUACCUUCUACUAAAUCCAGUUGUAAGGAAUGGAGAGCCAAAUUCUAAUUUAGGGAGAUUCCUUUUUGAAUAAUCUCCAAGCAGGUGUAAGGCAAGCAAUCACUUACAGUGCUCAAUGCCUGUUUUUGCUGCCUUUAGUACUCUUUUCUGUAUUGCAUUUUUAAUGGUUAACUACCGCUAAAAAUACAAUACUACAAAGUGUACUGAAUGGUGCAAUACCAGGCAUAAUACACUGAGAAUACAUUUGCUUGAGGAUAUUUCUAGUACAUGUGCAAUGGUUGUUGGUCUAUACCAUAUGAUAGAGUUCAACAUUCUAUUGAAAUCUAACAAUGUACCUGGAAUACAUCUGUCACAUUCAUUUUGUUUUCUAACCUAGAUACAAAACCUACCGGUAUUACACUAAGAGGUCAUUCACACAAUCUGAUUAACUACUUUGCACCUUUUUCGUAAAAGAUGUGUGACUCGGUUCUCUUAGACAUGAAUGGUUUCAAAUAAAAAAAAUUACAAAAGCUGCCAUUGGGAAACUCAACCUUGUCCAAAUAGGAAAUGUGUUCAAGCAGCCUCUACAGUUUUGUACUGAAUCUAUUGUGCUGUAAAUGUUUUUAUUUUUGCAGGAUUUAAUUCUAUGGUAGGAGGGAAUGAAGGCUUUCAUAGUGUAUCAAAAGUCUGUGGUUUAAACAAUUCUGUAUCAAAGUAGUAACACAAU
Messenger RNA from Branchiostoma floridae (Florida lancelet), 2525 nucleotides. RefSeq lists its product as uncharacterized. The coding region runs from base 126 to 1019 and encodes 297 amino acids. The transcript is spliced from 4 exons. The record is from RefSeq and is a predicted model, not a curated record. Lineage: Eukaryota; Metazoa; Chordata; Leptocardii; Amphioxiformes; Branchiostomatidae.